AUGGCCUCACAUGUCCCCCUCCAUAGCGAUAACCCAAUGCCUUUGCAUCGGCCUGAAGACCCUCAGAUUAUAUCUGUUACUGAGAAAGUAAGCACGCUAUCUACAACAAAAAGAGUGACAGAUCUUGAUGCUUCUACUAUUAUUGACACUCAAUCUCUUUCUAUCUCAGAAACUUUUCGAUAUGACGCCGAUGACGACGUACCUCUAAUUCAGUUGCUUAAAAAGACAUCAACAAAACCACAG
Molecule: messenger RNA, 243 nt
Organism: Mitosporidium daphniae
Lineage: Eukaryota; Fungi; Microsporidia
Exons: 1
Source: RefSeq, a predicted model, not a curated record